AUGGUGUUAAGAUAAAAUUAAUAAAAAUAAUAUAAGAUUUUUGCUAAUUUGUUCUUUUUAUUAUAUUAAUUUUCUUUUCUAUAUAAUUAAUAUAUUUACUAAAAAAUACUUUUUAAAAAAAUAAAUGAUAAAAAAAAAAUCAAUUUAUUCUAAGGUAGAAAAACUUCUCAGUUCUACACUUUUGUCUCACACUAAACUUGUUUUGAUGUUUUUCCAAUAAGUUAGAACCUCAGAUUUAUACAAUGCUUUAGCAUAAUGUAUUAAUCUCUAAACUUUAUAAAUCUCCUUUAGUCAAAACUAAUUUUGUACAGAAAACUCAAAAAAUUUAGCUUAGGCUUUACAAAAUUGUCCUAAUUUAUAAUAAUUUACAAUAUUUUUAAAUUCGAAUAAUAUUGA
Messenger RNA from Tetrahymena thermophila SB210, 396 nucleotides. RefSeq names its product transmembrane protein, putative. The record is from RefSeq and is a predicted model, not a curated record. The transcript is spliced from 5 exons. Lineage: Eukaryota; Ciliophora; Oligohymenophorea; Hymenostomatida; Tetrahymenidae.